CCUACUGAUCUCCUCACUCUCAUUAAUGGAAGUGCUGGUUACAAUCUGAUCCCAGGUCAGUGCUCGCUGCGCGCCUCCAGCCGAUGACCACGUGGUUUUGUCCGGCCUGGCAGCGGAACAUGUGGAGCAGCAAGAUGGCAGCGCGGUGGAGGCGGAAAGAUGGGUGUUUAAAUGCCGGUAACAGCGACUUUCUGGCCGGCAAAAUCCACAAUGAGUUGGUCCUGAGUAGAGGUAAUGUUGAAGAUGUGGAGAGGGACACAGAAGCCUGUAUUGAUCACUCCAUCCUGGCCAUUUUUGAGGAUUCCACUGUUGCUUCAGAGAAUAAGAAUGUUGUGGAUGAAGAGAGUGAGACCCUGCUGUCCGCCUUGCCCGAGAUACUGGACAGUGUGGACAAUGAUGAUGAGACUCUGUCUCCCUUUGACACCCUUCCAGACACCAAACUCCUCAGCUGCUCAGAGCACCGGGACAACUCUGUGAUUAUGUCAUUUGUCGAUAAGCCAAGACCUAAAUCGGCAAAUGUAACCGUCACAAUACAGAGUGAUGGAGAAAAGGAAGACGAGGAGAGAACUGAGCUAAACCGCCUUUCACAGCUGGUCAAACAACAAAGUGAAACAUCAUUUCACUCUGAGAAUAAGAAAACAGAGAAUGAAGUUGAGGUCUUCACCUCAGCUUCUCUUGUCAACCUGGUGAAACUCAUGCACUCCUACUGUCUGAAGCUGCAUGUGGAGGAGGGGGAUAAACUAAUGAAAACCCCCAUGUUAUUCUCCCAGGGAGAGGUGUGGAAGUAUGAGAAGCCCAGUGAAGAGAACGAUGAAGAGAUAGAUGUUGUGUCUGAUAAGGAGGUGCCUGUUAGAGAGACCAAGCAGGAAGGACAGGGAGCUCCAAUGAGAGAUGACUGUAAACUCUUAAAGAGUGUGCUGCUGAAUAGGAGUGUAUCCAGGGUUCCACCAUUAAGGCAGAAGAAAAGGGUGAGCUUUGGCCCCAUUCAAGUGGCUUCAUUAGAUGAAUCAGUGGAAAAGAGACUGAACGAGAUAAAUCUUACGAGUGGGCACACAUGCGAGACUGUGUCAGUUCCACCAAACAGCUCAAAAGCACUUGAAAAUCCAUCUUGGCCAGCACUUGAAGCCCAAACAGCAUCCUCAGAAAUGAACUGUAACAAGUUUGAGGUGCUGCCGCCAAAAGCAGAGACAAAGGCCAAAUCACUCAGCCUCCAAGAGUAUAGACAGCUGCGCCAGAGGAAGCAGCCCCCGGUGGAGAAACCGGGGAACAGCACCACCAAGUGGCCCUCUGUUUCUGAGCCCCCCAAAGAGCUGCCCCCCAUCCUCUGUUUACAGGGUCAAAGACAAAACAGCUGCAGGCCAAAGGCAGCAUACAGUCAUCCAGGCUGUUCCAGAAUCAGUACUGAGCAUCUCUGUAAACCUGGUUACAAGACAUCAUCCCAUCAUACUUCACCACCACUCAGGCCUCACCCAUCAGAGGCAGUACCACCCACUUGUCUACGUCACAGCACAUUAAAACACCCGAAGACUGAGCGUAGAACCAUCUCACCCACUAGCCCCCUGCCAGACCUCAAGGCUGACUCAAGUGUUACUGUGCCUAGAAGCAACAAGAGUCCAAUGAAGAAACCAGCACUCGGUAGUGAUCCCCCAAAUCCUGUCCUCCUCCCCUUGCCAGUCAGCCAAACAGCAGCACCAUCCACUGAUUGCUCCAAGUCAGAGACCAGAGUGGGCUUCCUCAACAGAGACACCAUUCUUCAGAGCACCAGGCACUUGCAAGAAAUCCACGGUGAAUUCUCAAUUGCACCUCCACCUCAACAGCCAUCCUCCUCACAGCCAAAGCCCCAGGCGUUGUUACAGAACCAGGACAGCACCACCGUGCUUCAGGAAGUUAAAAACAGGUUUACUGACAUACCUACACACAUAUCUAGGUCUCAAGCACUGUGUCCCCCCACAGCACAAAUGGAAUCUACUUCAGAGUGCAAGAAACUACAGCCUCAAAAAUGCAGUCAGAUGCCAAAGGAAGAGACCAAGCUGGAACCAAAGACUUCUCAGACACUAUCUCCAAAUCCAGUGAGGCAUAUACAGUGCCCUUCUGCCACACCAUUUUCUGCUCCACCACCUUCUCCCAUAGACACUGUCAUACCAGAGAGGGGAACAUUGCCAGAUGUUCCUUCGAAGAUUUCUCCCCCUGUGGAACCACCAGCUACUCUUCAGCUUGGCAGUAGAGUCCAGAAUGCAGCAGGAGAGUCAGGAAUUGAAGCCCCUGAUCUGACCAGCCUACUGGAACAGUUUGAGGAAACGCAAGCUAAAGAAGAGCGAGUAUGUGAGAACGAGCUGGAGCCCAGACUUAUUAGUGCUGCUCCACCUUCAGACUUGCUGACACAAAAAGACUUGGGCCUGCACAGAACUCAGGAAGCAGGAACGGAAAAGACCCCCAGAUUAACACUGACCCCAUCUGUGGAAGCACUUGAACCUCUGAGUGUUUCGGAAACACCUGAGACUCCAAAACCCCUCAGGAAUCUGACAGAUGUCAAGGUGCUGGAACUUAUGGACGUCCCUGAGCCCCUCGGCACUGAAGUCAUCCUCAGCACUCAUCAGCGACGCAAAAAUCCUCUGUCCAAGGCCGUUCAAAUCAUUGAACCUCGACCUUUGCCAUCCAAAAGGACUCUCGCCAGCCCCUCAGAUCUCCUUGCUGCACAUAUCCCUUCUCACGUGCAUUCAUCUGUAUCCUCGGAUCAUGAUUACUGUGGGCCUGUGGAUCAUUCCCUUACAAGUGCUACUCAGCGUAGCAGAACUAAGGCCUCUUUAUCCAACGAUAUUUAUAAAAACACUAGUGAAUUGCAGGUGACCACACAGGAUGCAAGUGCUGCUGCUGAAUGCAAAAAAACACUGGCCUCAACUGGGCAAGCAGAGUCUCUGUUGCAGCAUCACUCUGAGAAAACUAGGGCCAGAUCAGAGACAGAACCAUCCCCAGACAACUGUCUGCAGCCUUCAGACAGCACUGCCACAGGAGACGGUGGUGCAAGUGAAGACAAAACGGGCCCAUGCACCCUCCCUACGCCUCCACCCAGCCCUCCUAGCAGAGGGAGAGAGAAGAGGAGAUAUCGGAGAAGGUCUCCUCGGUCAGAUUCCAGCUGCAGCUCUCAGUCCUCCUCGUCAUCGUGUUCCUCCCUCAGUUCUACAUCUCGCUCUCCAAAAAGACAAAAGAUUUAUCACAAGCGUUCAGAGAGCAGUUCAUGUUCCCCAUGCUCCUCACGCUCAAUGUCCUGCUCCCCACCUCGGCACUACAGGUUGUCUUACUCAAGGUGUAGCAGAUCAAGGUCCAGAUCUUGGUCCUCCUCUAGGUCCCGAUCACCAUCUCCGCGGAUUUGCCGAAGGCGGUGGAGAGAUGUUUACAGCAGCAGAAAGUCCAGGAGGGAACAUGAGAUCAGGACUCAGAAACUUAAAGCCAUAAAUGAACGCAGGGUGGUGUACGUUGGUCGCAUCCGCAGGUCAAUGACACACAGUGAACUGAGAGAGCGUUUCUCCCAGUUCGGAGAGGUUGAGUGUGUGUCGCUUCACUUCAGAGAUAGAGGCGACCACUACGGCUUUGUCACAUUCUACAAUAUGGAGGAUGCUUUUGCAGCCAUCGAUAACGGCGGCAAAUUACGAAAGCCUGACGAGCUACCAUUUGACAUCUGCUUCGGUGGAAGGAGACAGUUCUGCAACUCGAACUACUCUGAUCUAGAUGCAAACAGAGAUCCAAACCUGUCUCCUGCCAAGAGCAGGUUUGAGGACCUUGACUUCGAUGUGCUGCUGAAACAGGCCCAGAGAGGAGUGAAGAGGUAGCACCGAGCUGGAGGUGGCACAAAUGAGAAGAAAGUUGUUUGUUUUUGUUUUGGUUUUUAAUGAACCUCAGAGCAUAAUGCAUGUAGCAAACUUUGGUGUUAAUUUUAUUUUAUGUUUGAAUCACAUAUAUAUUUUGUGAUGUUUGCAGGUAAUAUGAACAUAUGUAGCUCUUAAUUUGAAAAUAUGAGGUGAGACCCACUAAAUAUUUUUGUUGCAUUACAUAA
Monopterus albus (swamp eel) is the source of this 4051-nucleotide messenger RNA. RefSeq names its product peroxisome proliferator-activated receptor gamma coactivator-related protein 1. Lineage: Eukaryota; Metazoa; Chordata; Actinopteri; Synbranchiformes; Synbranchidae. The transcript is spliced from 11 exons. The record is from RefSeq and is a predicted model, not a curated record. Gene Ontology annotation, biological process: positive regulation of transcription by RNA polymerase II. Gene Ontology annotation, molecular function: RNA binding; transcription factor binding. Gene Ontology annotation, cellular component: nucleus. Bases 84 to 3827 code for a protein of 1247 amino acids.